Messenger RNA from Salarias fasciatus (jewelled blenny), 1965 nucleotides. Its product is annotated as B-cell receptor CD22-like. The coding region runs from base 66 to 1637 and encodes 523 amino acids. The record is from RefSeq and is a predicted model, not a curated record. Lineage: Eukaryota; Metazoa; Chordata; Actinopteri; Blenniiformes; Blenniidae. The transcript is spliced from 11 exons.
GCUCACAUCAACAACAGGAGGCAAGCAGUCGGUCUCUGGUCUCUGCCAGGCGAUUCACUUUGAAAAUGGAACGUUGGAUUGUAGCUCUUCUGGUGAUUCUACCAGGCGUCUGCUGUGCAGACUGGAGCGUCACCCUGGCAGACCAGUGUGUCUUAAAAGGAGCUUCAGUGGUUAUGAAGUGUCGGUAUGACUACCCUUUUGCUACUGUCAUCACAUCAACCGGCUGGUUGAAAAAAGUGCCUGGAAUCCAGAGACCGGUUCUCCUUUCUAGUCUUUAUCCAGCCUCAGAUCGCUUUAGAUAUGUGGGAAACAGCAGGGGAAACUGUGACCUGCAGAUCAGUGACGUCCAGCUGUCUGAUGAAGGAGCGUACCACUUCAGUUUUGCAUCACUUUUCAGUGGUUGGACGAGCAUAACCCCGGCUUAUCUGUCCGUGAGAGAGCUGACCGCCGCUGCGCAGCCGAGCACCGUGACUGAGGGAGAUCAAGUCAGAUUGACCUGUAGGUCAGGCUGCCCCGGCCCCGUUCCCAUCGUCUGGUUCAGGGAUGGACAGCCUGUGCCGGAGCCUGACUUUCGGGCCCGGAGAGAGCAUGCUGGGAGUUACCACUGCGCCGUCCGCGGACAGGAGAGCGUCAGAUCCGCCCCCGUGGCUCUCAGUGUUCAGUACGCUCCGGUGGAUGUUCGUGUCUACAUGAGUCCACAGACAGAUAUAAUCCAAGGAGGCUCGGUGACUCUGCUCUGCCUUAGCAGCGCCAAUCCUGCUGUGGUGAGCAGCGGAUACAGCCUGUUUAAGGACGGGCAGCUGAUCGGCUCAGGGUGGCUCCACACCAUCUCGGACAUCCAGCCCAGCCACACGGGACGGUACCACUGUCAGGCCCGGAACAACAUCAGCCGGGGCGGCGCCGACCGCUUCAGCUCCGCUCCGGUUCGGCUGGACGUCCAGUACCCCCCCAGGAACGUUUCUGUGACUCCCCGGGUCCUGGUGGAGGGCGGCUCGGUGAACGUGACCUGCAGCAGCGACGCCAACCCCGCAGCUCACAGCUACACCUGGUACCGGCGCGACGCCUCCGGCCCGCUGGUCCAGGCGGGCUCCGGACCCGUUCUGUCCCUCCCCUCGGCGACGGCCUCGGACGCCGGCCUCUACCUCUGCAAGGCCAUCAACCGCCUGGGAGCAAGCAACUCCUCCGAAGUGCUUCUCACCCUGGAGACGAAGCAGCCCGGCCUGCAGACCCUCCCAGUCCUGGCUGGCGUUGGAGCUUCUCUGGUUGUGAUGCUGAUGAUCGCGCUGCUUUUGUUCUGGAGGAAGCAGAAGACCGCUGCCAACAGCAAAACCCAGUUCGACAUGAGGGUCAGUGGGAGAUCACCGUCUUCAUCCGCUGAGGAUCCGUCUGACACGGUUUAUGCCAACGUCUACAUGACUCCAUCCUCUCCUCCACCCUCCUCUGCUGGACUGGAAAUGCCCCAUUACCAGGCUCGCUCCUCUAAUGAAGACGAAGUUACCUACUCCACCGUGACCAUCAAACCCAAAGCCUUUGAUUUUCCACAUCAGACCAGUGACAGGAGAGGGCAGAACUCCUGGUCCGCCUCAGCAGGAAACAGUAACUCUGUGGUCUACGCCACUGUGGCUCCGUUCAGCUGAAUUUCACCAUCACACUGCUUCUGCACAGACUGUAUGUGUGUGUGUGUGUGUGUGUGUGUCAUCUAGCCUCUUUAUGUGUGCAAGCAUAAAGCCCUUACUGAAAAUGAUCUUUAUUUUUCUGUAUUUAUAUUUAUUUAUGUGCUUGCAAAUAUAUUGCAUAAACCAUGUUGAUACAUAUUUUUUAUAUUAAAAAAAAUGUUGGAAAACAACUUCCUCCUUUCUGUAAUGACGACUUGUUCACAAUGACCCGUUUUCUUUUAUUUUUAUUUCAAUACAACACUGAAGUCUUGUUUCUCACGACACACUGUAUUUCUUCACUGAUAUCAAA